Messenger RNA from Vanderwaltozyma polyspora DSM 70294, 912 nucleotides. RefSeq names its product TOR complex subunit LST8 (gene LST8). Gene Ontology annotation, molecular function: protein binding. The transcript has a single exon. NCBI's taxonomy places the organism in Eukaryota, Fungi, Ascomycota, Saccharomycetes, Saccharomycetales, Saccharomycetaceae. The coding region runs from base 1 to 912 and encodes 303 amino acids. Gene Ontology annotation, biological process: regulation of actin cytoskeleton organization; TOR signaling. The record is from RefSeq and is a predicted model, not a curated record. Gene Ontology annotation, cellular component: TORC1 complex; TORC2 complex.
AUGUCAGUUAUAUUGGUGUCAGCAGGUUAUGACCAUACAAUACGUUUCUGGGAAGCAUUAACUGGCGUCUGUUCAAGAACAAUACAACAUUCAGAUUCUCAAGUAAAUAGGCUAACGAUCACCAAUGAUAAAAAAUUAUUAGCUGCGGCUGGUCAUCAAAACGUUAAAUUAUACGAUAUAAAUACAACUAAUCCAAACCCUGUGGCGUCUUUCGAAGGUCACAGAGGUAAUGUCACCUCUUUGUCUUUCCAAAAUGAUAAUAGAUGGAUGGUAACCUCAUCUGAAGACGGUACCAUAAAAGUGUGGGAUGUAAGAUCCCCUUCAGUCCCAAGAACAUAUAAACAUAACGCUCCCGUUAACGAAGUAGCAAUACAUCCAAAUCAAGGGGAACUGAUUUCUUGCGAUAGAGAUGGUAAUAUUAGAAUUUGGGAUCUGGGUGAAAACCAAUGUACUCAUCAAUUAACUCCAGAAGAUGAUACUCCUGUACAGUCUUUAUCUCUGGCAACAGAUGGUUCAAUGCUUGUAGCCGCAAAUAGUAAAGGUAAUUGUUACGUUUGGGAAAUGCCAAAUAGAACAGACGCCUCAAAUUUAAAGCCAGUAACGAAAUUUAGGGCUCAUGAUGCAUAUAUUACACGGAUUUUACUUUCUUCAGAUGUAAAAUUUUUGGCAACCUGUUCAGCAGAUCACACAGCAAGGAUUUGGUCAAUUGAUGAUAAUUUCAACCUUCACACAACUUUAGAUGGCCAUCAACGUUGGGUAUGGGACUGUGCAUUCUCUGCUGAUUCCGCAUAUUUGAUCACAGCAUCUUCAGAUCACUAUGUUAGACUAUGGGACUUAUCAACACGAGAAAUUGUAAGACAAUAUUCUGGACAUCAUAAAGGUGCUGUAUGUGUAGCACUGAAUGAUGUUUAA